UUCCACCGCAGCAUCGACACACUCCUCUGCCUCUUCCGACUACCGAAACCCUCCUCCACCACAGCUUUCCGGGCCUCCGGCGAAAGAGAAAGAGAGAGAGAGUGGAAGAAUGGUGACUGUGGAGGAAGUCCGCCGUGCCCAGCGGGCCGAGGGCCCUGCCACGAUCAUGGCGAUCGGGACGGCCACCCCGCCCAACUGCGUCGACCAGAGCGCGUACCCGGACUACUACUUCCGGAUCACCAACAGCGAGCACAAGACCGAGCUGAAGGAGAAGUUCAAGCGCAUGUGCGAGAAGUCAAUGAUCAAGAAGCGGUACAUGCACUUGACCGAGGAUAUCUUGAAAGAGAACCCCAACAUCUGCGCCUACAUGGCACCCUCGCUGGACGCCAGGCAGGACAUGGUGGUGGUGGAAGUCCCGAAGCUCGGCAAGGAGGCGGCCGUCAAGGCCAUCAAGGAGUGGGGCCAGCCCAAGUCCAAGGUCACCCACCUGAUCUUCUGCACCACCAGCGGCGUCGACAUGCCCGGCGCCGACUACCAGCUCACCAAGCUGCUCGGCCUCCGCCCCUCCGUCAAGCGGUACAUGAUGUACCAGCAGGGCUGCUUCGCCGGCGGCACGGUCCUCCGCCUGGCCAAGGACCUGGCCGAGAACAACAAGGGGGCCCGCGUCCUCGUCGUGUGCUCCGAGAUCACUGCCGUCACCUUCCGCGGCCCCACCGACACCCACCUCGACAGCCUCGUGGGGCAGGCCCUGUUCGGGGACGGCGCGGCGGCCGUCAUCGUGGGGGCCGACCCGGUGCCCGGCGUCGAAAAGCCGAUGUUCGAGCUCGUCUCGACGGCCCAGACCAUACUCCCGGACAGCGACGGGGCCAUCGACGGGCACCUCCGGGAGGUGGGGCUCACGUUCCACCUCCUCAAGGACGUCCCCGGGCUCAUCUCGAAGAACAUCGAGAAGAGCCUGGUGGAGGCCUUCCAGCCGCUCGGCAUCUCGGACUGGAACUCCCUCUUCUGGAUCGCGCAUCCCGGCGGGCCGGCCAUCCUGGACCAGGUCGAGGAGAAGCUGAAGCUCAAGGCCGAGAAGCUGCGCGCGACGCGCCACGUGCUGAGCGAGUAUGGCAACAUGUCGAGCGCCUGCGUGCUGUUCAUCCUGGACGAGAUGAGGAAGAAGUCGACCGAGGACGGGCUGAAGACCACCGGCGAGGGGCUCGAGUGGGGCGUGUUGUUCGGGUUCGGCCCCGGGCUCACCGUCGAGACCGUGGUCCUCCACAGCCUCGCGGCGCAGGCUUAAGCAACGCUCUCCCUCUCUCCACCUUUGUCAUUGAUUUGGUUUGUCAUCAAUUUCCCUGAAUUUUCUUUCCAUCUUCUCUUCUUUUUCUUUCUCUUUUUUUUUUUUCUUUACUUUGAGUCAUCAAUGUGCGCAUUUUCAGUGUCGGAAAAGGGGUUGGGGUUGCAAUGGCUGAACAUGGUCGCCUUUGGGCUGCAUCGAAAUAAAUGGUGUGGGGAGCAUGUGUAACAAAAGAUUUCCCCAGUAAUAUUUCAUAUGCAAUAUAAAUUCAAUGUGGUCGGAUCGAUAUUUAGUAGUUUCAA
Molecule: messenger RNA, 1584 nt
Organism: Eucalyptus grandis
Lineage: Eukaryota; Viridiplantae; Streptophyta; Magnoliopsida; Myrtales; Myrtaceae
Product: chalcone synthase 1
Exons: 2
Coding region: 110-1285 (391 amino acids)
Biological process (GO): polyketide biosynthetic process
Molecular function (GO): acyltransferase activity, transferring groups other than amino-acyl groups
Source: RefSeq, a predicted model, not a curated record